Molecule: messenger RNA, 3666 nt
Organism: Vitrella brassicaformis
Lineage: Eukaryota; Vitrellaceae
Source: the annotation of a GenBank genome assembly
CCCCGACUCAUCCGAGUGGAGCACACGAGGAUGCAUACCUGAGUGGUUCAAUUAUCCCCGUCAGCCUUUUUGCAUCUCCGGUGCGCCUCCUGCCGAUGUCGACCUCCUCUGAUGAAUCGCAUGUCGCCAGGACCGUCAGGGGGAGGCGGAGCUGAUGCCGUGCUCCAUCUUAUGCCUCCAGGGCCUCCUGCGAUGGAGAAACCCCCAUGCCAUCAUGCGAGCUAAUGGACGGGGGAUGCUGCUGCCUGCCCGGCAUAGCGGCACCGGCAUAUGUGACCCUCUCGACCGUGCCGCAGCCGCCUACCCCGCUUCCCGCGCGAGCACCAAGGUGGUCUCCAAGUCCGUCCAAGGCAAGGCUCCGUUCCACCCUGGCGACCAUCGUGCCACCAUCCGCCACGCCCUCACCCGGAGCAAGCAGCAGCAGGACGUCGCCCACAAGACCAAGAGGGAGGCCGCCCUGCCGCACAUCGACCGCCGGCGCCAUCGCGUCCUCUCCCGCAGCGCCGAGUACAAGACGUCCGGCUGGCUGACCACCCUCCCGUCGACAGACAACAACACUGGUCUUGAUGCUGCGGAGUUUCGAGAUGCCCUCAACAUGCGUUACGGCCGUCACCCCCCCGGCCUCGCUGCACGCUGCGACCACUGCAACCAGCCCCUCACCGUCGACCAUGCGCUGUGCUGCAAGCGGUACGGCCUGGUGAUUCGUCGCCACGACGAGCUGCGGGACACUUUUGCCGAGCUGAUUGGGAUGGCGUGGGGGGACGCUGGUGUGCGUCGGGAGGUGGUGUUGAAGGAGGGAGAGGAGGGGGAGGGUGGGGUCAGGGCGGACAUCGUCGCUCGGGGCGUGUGGGAGCGGCAGGCGGCUGCGUCGUUUGACAUCUGUAUUACGGAUCCUGACGCAACGUCUUACGCUUCCAAGAACCGAUCGACCAAGUCCAUCCUGAAGCAGCACGAGACCGCCAAGAAGAAGAAAUACCGCUCGGCCGUCUGCGACUCCCGCGUGACCUUCUGCCCUCUGGUGGUGACGUGUGACGGUGUGUGGGGACACGAUGCCAACGUGUUCAUCGCCCACAUGGCUCAUGCGCUGUUGGAGAAGGAGGGGUGGAAGGGUCGGGGGUUCAGUCAUGUGUCUGGAUGGAUUCGCUCUCGCUUGUCUAUCGCCCUCGCGCGUGCGACUAGCUUCUGUCUGCGUGGGGGAGGGAGGGGAGGGUUUGGAGGGUUUGCGGGACUGGGGUGUGCUGAUGGGGCGGGGAUUCAUCCCUCCUCCCCUUGAGCCUUGCGUUUGCCGCGCAAGUCUGUGUGUGAGUGCUCCUUCGUCUGCUCUGCCCUCACGCAAGCGGUCAUCGCUCUGCACUCCGUCAAACACGAGAAGCAGCCGCCGAAAGUAGACGCUGCCGUCAACCCCAAUCACCACGACUGUGUCAAUGCAUGAUACAUUCCGCUACGCUGUGUUCACACGUAAGCGCUAAUGGCUUUCCGUUUCGUCAAAAAGAAGAACCAGCCACUGAAAGGUUACACAGUCAUCAACCAUCCAGCCACACAAUCCAUUGUCCACGGCACACUGCUCUACGGUCUGUCCGCACGCAAGCUGCCGUCGCUCUUCGCUUCCGCAAACGAGACCACAGCCACUGAAAACUUGGUCAUUGCUAACCCAACGGCAAUAUCCUUCCACACGCUUGACGGUCUGGUUGAUGAAAUAUACGCCCAUGGACACUGCGAGAGACGAGUUUGCUUCUAAGUGCAAUGGCGCCUUGUUGUUUGCGCAGAAGGUGGCGAACACUGGUGUGUCGGUUACACGGAAUUCGGGGUCUUCUGCUGAUUUUUCUCGGCACUCCCACUCAUCCGCCAUGCUCUCGUCAUGCUGUGUUCGUACGCAAGCCCGAACGUUGACGGCGCCGUGAACCCAGAUCACUACAAUCGUGCUAAUGCAUGGUACAUUUCUCUACGGUGUGAUCACACGCAAGCGCUAAUGGCUCUUCGUUUCGUUAAAAAGAAGAAACAGCCACUGAAAGGCUACACAGUCAUCGACCAUCCAGCCACAAUCCAUCUCCCCCACGGCACACUGCUCUACGUUCUGUCCGCACGCAAGCGGCCGUCGCUCUUCGCCUUCCAAACGAGACCAUAGCCGCUGAAAACUUGCCCACCGCUAUCUCAACCGCAAUCUUUGCGCCCUGUGCAAAAUGUGGCGAACACUGGUGUCGGUUGCACGGGUUUGUUCUCUCGCGAGCUCUCAUUCAUUCGAUGCAAAAACAUGUGUGUUUGAUACAUCGUGUCAUGCUGUGUUUGCACCUUAGCGGCCAUUGCCCUCGCCGUCUUGAGAAAGAGAACCAGUCACCGAAUGUUGGGACAGCUGUGGACCUAAAUCAGCUACCAUAAAAAUAUAUGCCCACGGACACUGCGAGAGACGAGUUUGCUUCUAAGUGCAAUGGCGCCCUGUUGUUUGCGCAGAAGGUGGCGAACACUAGUGUGUCGGUUACACGGAAUUCGUGGUCUUCUGUUGAUUUCUCUCGGGACUCUCAUUCAUUCGAUGCAAAAGCAUGUAUGUCUGAUACAUCCCGUCAUGCUGUGCUUGCACGCCAGCGGCCAUCGCCCUGAAGUAAAGAGAACUAGCAGCCAUGAACCAGGCGCGGGCCACGCCUUCAUAGGCGCGGAUUUCGUCGACAUAGGCGGAGACGCCAGCCUAUAUAGGCCCGAAAAGUACAGCCCGCAUCCGCAUAGGCGCGGAUUUCGUCGAUAUAGACGGAGACGGCAGCCUAUAUAGACGCAGACCUGCCUAUGAAGGCGCCAGACGCGCUUAUAUGGGCGCAUGAAUGGAGGCGGCGAAAGAUCCACCCAUAUAGACGCGCUGCGUCUACAUAGACGGCGCAAUGCAGGCGCGCCUAUAUGGGCGCGUUCUGCGCCGAAGUGUACUUGGUUUGAUCGACUCAAUCGAUUUGCAGCGAACGAGGCCAAGCGGCACCCGGAGAAUGAGACAGCACGUGCUCUCGACCCCACCAGCAAGACGCUGCCAGAGGAGAAGCGGAUGCGCUACAACCACAAGGAAGCGUGUCAGAAACGCUUCAGUGCCAAGGGGGACCCCAUGUACGAGGGGUUCGACUCAGAGGUGUGUGAGCAGUUCUUUCGGUGGCUGAACGGCUUUCGGCACAUUUUUCGGCGCACAACGAUCGAGAUGCUGUGCUUGCUGUAUCAGCACCUGUCGCUGCACAACACGCUGCGAAGGGGUGGGUGGAAGUGACGGACACUGUCUUUUGGCGGCACGUGGGAGGGAGAGGUGACGGGGAGGCGCUUUGGAAGGGUUUCUUGGUUGAGACGAUUGUUCGCCGAAGGUUGGGUUUAGGGUUUCAGCGCAGUGGAAUUAGGGUUUCGGGUUUAGGGUUUAGGGUUUAGGGUUUGGGAGGGUGACUCGGGUUUAGGGCUGGGGUUUAGUUGACUCAGGUUUAGGGUUUAUUGAGUUACCUCCCCGAAAAAUCGCGAAGGGCAGCGAAGCUGCCCUUGAUGUGGGCGCCGAUGUAGGCGCCUCGAUGUCGGCGCCGAUGUAGGCGCCUCGAUGUAGGCGCCUCAAUGUCGGCGCCUCGAUAUCGGCGCCGAUGUAGGCGCCUCGAUGUCGGCGCCGAUAUAGGCGAUCGAGGCGCCUAUGUCGGCGCGGCCCGUCGCUGAUAUAUGUCU